CUAGAUGAUCGUUUUUUUCAAUAUCCAGUUAACUGGUGUGGAAUUCAUCCCUAAAAGAUUGUUGCUGUUUGUAUUUGACUGUAAAACAGAUUUCAUGUCUGUGUCCGUUCAGACUGUAAGGAGGAGAUGUUGCUGAUACUCAACUCCACCUCCUCCAGCCCUCUGGACCUGCUGACAAGUAAUACCAGCUCUGCACUGGCAGGGGGCACUGUAGCAGUGCCUAAAGACAGCUUCUCUAAUGCUCUCACCAAAAACAUAGUUGCCAUGCUGGUAUGGCUGGCCCUGAGCAUCAUCAAUGGCAGCAUGGUGCACACCUUCCUACGGCACAGUUUCUUCUAUGAGAACCCCCGGUACAUCAUGUUCAUCUACAUGGUGAUCAAUGAUGCUCUGCAGCUCAGCCUUGUAACAGCUCUCUAUGUGGUCAGCUACAUCUUCAGGAAGAUCCACGCUUCGUUCUGCUGCUCUCUGGUAAGUCCCUACCACAUUAAAUGUAUACCCAUCUCUGAUAAAAUCCUUUCAUGUGCAGUCCUCACCACCCGCUCCACCCCACUCAUCCUGGCUGGCAUGGCAGUGGAGCGCUACAUCUCCAUCUGCUUUCCCUUACACUACAGCCAGAUGUGCACUGUUCCUCGCACACUCCUCCUCAUCUGUGUCAUCCUCAUCCUCACCGCCACCCCACCUGUCUCUGACCUCCUCAUCACCAUCGUCAACGAGCCUCUAAGCAUCUUCCACACCACCAUUUUCUGCGACCACCCACUUCUCUUCCGCCACCGCUCCAUCUACUACAAGAACUGUGUGUUUGACGGGGUGUACCUGUCCUUUGUAGCUCUGACGCUGCUCUACACCUACUGCAGGAUCAUGCUGACAGCACGAGCUGCCUCAACAGGCCUGGCCUCAGUGAACAGAGCGAGGAAUACCGUCAUGCUUCAUGGGGUGCAGUUGCUGCUGUGCAUGCUUGCAUUCGUGGUUCCUUCCCUUCAGGCUGCUCUCAUCUCCCUCUUCCCCCGCUUCAGUUUGGAGAUUCGUUACAUCUUCUUUUUGGUUGUCUACAUCAUCCCCCGUUUCAUGAGUCCUGUCAUCUAUGGUUUUCGGGACGAGCAGUUCAGGAAGUACUGGACCCGAUACCUGGCUUGUCGGAACCAAAGGAUCAUCAGGGUCAGACCGGUGUUACUGAAAGUGAACCUGUCUUCCAAAUGAUAGUCAGUCAAUGGGACUUCUGACUGACUUGACAAGUGCUGGAAUUACUGACUUUACUAUUGACUCUUUACUAAAAAACUAUAAAACUUUUCUGUUUACAGAAACACAGCAAACUUCUAUACUGAGAUUAAAAUAAUUUCAGUUGCAUCAAAAAAGAAAGACGUGCAGAUGGAUGAGCAAAUGUGUCAAAAUAUUGUUCAGCUGUUUAUAAAGCACCUUAAACAAAGCAUGGUGUGAACUUUGAUGUUGCAAUCUUGCCGCUAAGCCUUCAUUAAAGGCCCAAUACCACAAAUCCACACACAGAAAACCAGUGUAAUCAUGGUGGAAAGUAUCUGAAGCCAGAACCCAUGUUUGCAAUACAUUCCCCUUCGUGCAAGUUUUAAUGAAGCAGUGCUUGAUAAAACCAAUAAAUUACAGAUCUCUCCAUAUUCACAAUAACUAUGAUAUCAAAAGCAGAAGAAGAGGAAGACCUUUGGCCUUGUGCAUCUCUUGUUUAUGAGUUCACCUGUUUGCCUUUUCACUAGUUAUUCAGUAGUUAACAAUAAUUGCUUAUUAUUAAUUCUGAGUGCUGUAUCCUAGGCAACUGGAUGUGUUUCAGUUUGUUGAAGUUGUUUCAUAUCUCAUCCAAGAGGCUUCUUCAGUUCUAACUAUCUGGAGGUGAGUUGCAGGCUCACAGUCGAAAAACAUUUAAUUCAAAAUAAUUAAU
Acanthopagrus latus (yellowfin seabream) is the source of this 1903-nucleotide messenger RNA. RefSeq names its product odorant receptor 131-2-like. Bases 127 to 1197 code for a protein of 356 amino acids. The record is from RefSeq and is a predicted model, not a curated record. Lineage: Eukaryota; Metazoa; Chordata; Actinopteri; Spariformes; Sparidae. Gene Ontology annotation, cellular component: membrane. The transcript is spliced from 4 exons.